UUCGGCUCGAGGGGCAAGGUGAAGAGCGCAAGGGCCCUGGGGUUUACCGAGCUGGAUUUGCACGUCGCACCAUGCCUUCCUGGAUCUGGGCUGUGAUUCUUCCCCUCUCCGGGCUGCUGCUGUCCCUCCCGGCCAGGGCGGAGGUGAAGGCUCGGAGCUGCGGCGAGGUCCGCCAGGCGUACGGUGCCAAGGGAUUCAGCCUGGCGGACAUCCCCUACCAGGAGAUCGCAGGGGAACACUUAAGAAUCUGCCCUCAAGAAUAUACAUGCUGCACCACGGAAAUGGAAGACAAGUUAAGCCAGCAGAGCAAACUCGAGUUCGAGAACCUCGUGGAAGAGACAAGCCAUUUUGUGCGCACCACUUUCGUGUCCAGGCACAAGAAAUUUGACGAAUUUUUCCGAGAGCUCCUGGAGAAUGCAGAAAAGUCACUAAAUGAUAUGUUUGUACGGACCUACGGAAUGCUGUACAUGCAGAAUUCGGAAGUGUUCCAGGACCUUUUCACAGAGCUGAAAAGAUACUACACCGGGGGCAAUGUAAAUCUGGAGGAGAUGCUCAAUGACUUCUGGGCUCGGCUCCUGGAACGGAUGUUUCAGCUGAUAAACCCACAGUAUCACUUCAGCGAGGACUACCUGGAAUGUGUGAGCAAAUACACAGACCAGCUGAAGCCUUUUGGAGAUGUACCCCGGAAAUUGAAAAUUCAGGUCACCCGCGCCUUCAUUGCUGCCCGGACGUUUGUCCAGGGGCUAACUGUGGGCAGAGAAGUGGCAAACCGAGUUUCCAAGGUCAGCCCCACCCCGGGCUGCAUCCGAGCUCUCAUGAAGAUGCUGUACUGCCCAUACUGCCGGGGACUUGUCACCGUGAGGCCCUGCAACAACUAUUGCCUGAACGUCAUGAAGGGCUGCCUGGCCAAUCAGGCUGAUCUCGACACUGAAUGGAAUCUGUUUAUAGAUGCAAUGCUCUUGGUGGCAGAGCGACUGGAAGGACCAUUCAACAUUGAGUCUGUCAUGGACCCAAUAGAUGUCAAGAUCUCUGAAGCCAUUAUGAACAUGCAAGAAAACAGCAUGCAGGUGUCUGCAAAGGUCUUUCAGGGAUGUGGCCAACCCAAACCUGCUCCAGCCCUCAGAUCUGCUCGCUCAGCUCCUGAAAAUUUUAAUACAAGGUUCAGACCUUACAAUCCCGAGGAGAGGCCAACGACUGCUGCAGGCACAAGCUUGGACCGGCUGGUCACAGACAUAAAAGAGAAACUGAAGCUCUCUAAAAAGGUCUGGUCGGCGUUGCCCUACACCAUCUGCAAAGAUGAGAGCAUGACGGCGGGCGCGUCCAACGAAGAGGAGUGCUGGAAUGGACACAGCAAAGCCAGAUACUUGCCUGAGAUCAUGAAUGAUGGGCUGACCAACCAGAUUAACAACCCUGAGGUAGACGUGGACAUCACACGGCCCGACACUUUCAUCAGGCAGCAGAUCAUGGCUCUACGCGUGAUGACCAACAAACUAAAGAACGCAUACAAUGGCAACGAUGUCAACUUCCAGGACACGAGCGAUGAAUCCAGUGGCUCUGGGAGUGGCAGCGGGUGCAUGGACGACGUGUGUCCCACGGAAUUUGAGUUUGUCACCACCGAGGCCCCCGCCGUGGACCCCGACCGGAGAGAAGUAGACUCUUCCGCAGCCCAGCUCGGCCACUCCCUGCUCUCAGGGUCUCUCGUCUGCAUGGUCCUGGCACUGCAAAGACUGUGCAGAUAAUCCUGGGUUUUUGGUCAAAUGAAACUGCAUUUUAGCUAUUUGAACGGCCAACUCCCUUCUUUUCUUACACUCUUGGACAAUGGACCAUGCCACACAACUUAACCGUUUUCGAUGAGAAGAGAGCAGGACUGCACUCUGCCUCCCUUUCUGUUUGCCCAAAGAGUACCGGGUGCCAGACUGGACUGCUUCCUCUUUCCUUCAGCUAUCUGUGGGGACCUUGUUUAUUCUAGAGAAUUCUUACUCAAAUCUUUCGUACCAGGAGAUUUUCUUACCUUCAUUUGCUUUUAUGCUGCAGAAGUAAAGGAAUCUCACGUUGUGAGUUUUUUUUUUUUUUCCCGUUUAAAAAAAAAAAAAAAGUCAGGAAGAAAAUAAUUUUCCUUGUAAAAUCAGGCCAAACCCCAAGACAACUGCAUUUUCAACAAAGGAGCAAACAAGAGAGAAAACUAAAAGAGCGUUACCAUUGUGAGGUCGGCAUUGCCAGCCGACUCCCAGUGUAAGCUUUUCUGUGAUAAAUCAGGUUUGCAAAAUGCUUUGGGAGAGAAAGUUUGAAUUUUUUUUAAUGUGGUGAAAAUACAGUGUUGUCUUGGAGGUACCGUCUUGCACUCUGUCCACAGAAUACCAAACUGAUUUGGGGGUACUGAUACUAAAUUUAGAAUUCCAUCUUUAAUACGAGAGCAAAAUUGCCACGACCCAGCACCUCUCUCCCACCUUGCCCGAUUUCAAUUUCAGUGAUGGCACCAUUUUCCUUAAUUCUCUUGAUGUCUGUCCGCUGUAUCCAAUUGGCACAGAUUUUUCUCUUCAUCUCCAGUGACUAGUGGAGGCUCCCACCAAUUCAUCCUCCCCAAGGGUCUCAAUUGAAAAUAAUCUUCAAUGAAACAAGAGCUUUGCUUUAGCCACAGGUUUGACAUUAAUUCGAUGUUUCUGCCCCUGGGCUCAUUACGCUCCCAAAGUAAGAGUUCUUUUCAUGAACUUACAAGCAAUUAGAUCCAAUUGUGAGUGAGUUUUCGUUUUUUAACUAUUUGCUUUGUGGCAAUUGGUUUCUGCAUCACAAGGGCAUUCUCUUACAAAAUAACUCACAACAACAAAAAAAGUCAAGACAAAAAAAUAUAUAUAUAGUAUUGACAUGGAGAUUUCUUUCACUUUUUUAGUCUUAGUAUGAUCAUCUAUUUUUAUAUCUCUCUAUAUAUAAAUCACAGAUUUUAACUUCUUAAUUCCAAGCUCAGGGUUGACACACCUUUGUAACGAAAAUGUUUUGUCAACCAGCUCUUCUUGUUCUGUGCUGCUCAGAGAAGGGAUUCCUCAGCGGUCUGUGAGCACCAAGAAUCAAGAAAGAGAACUUUUUACGUCUCUAACUGUCCGUUUAUUAAAAGUUUGCCAGGGCACAUCCUUUUUGCAUGAGCGUGCUUUGUCCUGGGUGCUGCAGACGGUACCGAGCUCAUGGGGAGAGCCAUGGGUGUGCAGGACUGUACUGGUGAUGGGAACCGUAUCCAUAAGGAAUGUGGUAUACACACAAAACCAUCGCUUUCAUGUACGCCUUCAGCCUAGGAUUCCGCUUGGCACUUGGACAUACGACCUAACUCAAGAGGCCACUGUAGAGCCACAAGCCUAACUGACCCACCAAGUGUACCAAAGCCAGGCCCUAUGCUCCCCAUGUUAGAGAGAAGCGAAAUAAACCAAACUGGGGCUUUGUUAAUACGGUUGGCUAUCCACGUGUUUCUUGGUUUUUAUGAUGAUCUGGGGUUGGGAAAAGUAAUGCUUCAAGACACCAUCGUCUGCCAGUCACAUUUUAUUUAACCCAUUGACAGAAACGGCACGUAAAUGGUAUCUUUCGAUCUUCGCUCUCAUCAAAAUUAUAAUUAGUUAUUGAUUUAGUCAUCACAUUUAAGUAGAACACAUGCGGCACAAUAGUAUUAAGUAUAUUUGAGCACUUUUGCAAAACUGAAAAGUAUUUAGAAGCAUCUAUUGCUAUUUUAUGCCUAAUGAAAUAUGAAAAGUAGGAUUCUGAGAGACUUUGUGGCAUCUUUUCAUUUAAAUCUUUAUGAAAUUAACACCUAAUCUAAUUCAGCAUUGCGCACGUCUAGGAAACCAUCCAUUUCACUGCCAAACUUCAGCUUCCUAUCACCAAUUACACAGAAAACAUCUCUAUGAAGGACCGAUCAUUCAAGUUGCUCAUUCCAUCGUAUGUUCAGAAAUCAGUAUUGUCUUUCUCCAAUAAUUAAGGUGCAAUACAAAUUAAAUCAAUCUUGAUUUUCCAGAAUAUAUGAGUAAUAACUUGUUUUUAUGGCUUUAAACUCCAGGUCUUUCCUUUUUUAAAUAUUUCUGCAUCGUCUUCUACGAAAUAGAUCAGAAUGCCUUGUUUGCUUUGUGCUUUCACCCCCGAAAGGUUUUGUGCAUGUGUAUGAAUACACAUUAUAGUAAUGAAUGUGAACCCAUGUUCCGUACACAUGAAACACACAGAUAAUAUAUAAACGCCUGCUCCAAUUGUUUCAACACCUUCAUAUCGAUAGUAUCCAUAUUGGUGAGAUAUAGUGAUCCAUAAGAGCCAGGCAGAGAGCUGAAAUGACUAUCAGUUAAUGAUGCCACAACAUCAGUCACUUGCAUGGAUGUGGUCGAGAUAUUCUUCAAAUCGUACUUCCUAGUUUUUAUCAUCAUCCGACUAUGUUGUAUGAUUUUUUCAGACUAAUUUAACAUGAGGCUUUUUCUGUCCUAAGGGAACUGGUUUAAUCCGGUUAUCCCAUUUCAGUAAGUAUUUUGACAUUCCUCCUCGCCCUCCCCACCUCCUCCGCCAAAUUAAUUUCUCUCAUCUCACUAUAGUGAUAGGGGAUGAAAUAAUGCUCCGUGAUUUCUCCCGAUCUGCCCUCAUUUACUUUGAUGUCUCCUAAAUUCUGUAAUCACAUCACAACCUCUGUUAUGAGUAGGGAGGGAUGGGCUCACUGAAAUCAGACACUAGAAAUUGUUGGGUGAUGCUCAUAACCGCGAACACUUAGCUUAUUGAAGUGCCUCUAUUUACAUGUUCUUUAGUUAUAAUAUGUAUUUUUCUAACAGAAAUACACGUCUGUAAUUGGUGUAUAUUAUACUUUGUGUAUGUUAUAACAAAAGCUAAACA
This is a messenger RNA of Lynx canadensis (Canada lynx), 4845 nucleotides long. RefSeq names its product glypican 6 (gene GPC6). The transcript has 9 exons. The record is from RefSeq and is a predicted model, not a curated record. NCBI's taxonomy places the organism in Eukaryota, Metazoa, Chordata, Mammalia, Carnivora, Felidae. Gene Ontology annotation, cellular component: synapse; extracellular region; plasma membrane. The coding region runs from base 72 to 1739 and encodes 555 amino acids. Gene Ontology annotation, biological process: regulation of protein localization to membrane; regulation of signal transduction; cell migration.